AUGGACGUCGCUGAGGAAUCGGAAAAAGUCGAGGAAAAGUUGGAAAAAAAGCGGCCAAUGUGGAGGUAAAACCAAAAACGAAGAAGCUGGGAUUCCAUGCGAAGGUUGGAUUUUUUUAGAAAAAAAUGAUUUUUUUCAGCCUCCAACCGUGGAAAAUCACAUCGCCAGAUGCUCCUCAUUCGGGGGUGAUUUUUUUGAUUUUUAAAAUUUUUUAACUCGCCUAAAAAGUUUUUCAUUAGUCUUGAAAUUAUCAAAAAGGUGGAAAGAACAUUUUUUUCGAUUUUUUUCCCCCAAGGAAAUUUGAUCCUCCAGCUCCGGCUAGACAUGCAUUUUUCGUCAUUUUUUUCUCUUCCCUUUUUGUUUCUUUUUUUCUAUAUUUUUUUCAGUUUUGAAGCUUUUUUUGGUUCGAUUUUUUUCAAAUAUCUCGAAAUUUCAUAGUACAUUUUGCAUUCAAAAAGUUCGUUUUAUGCAGUGAAAAAAAGGUAGAAAUUCAUGAAUUUUUGAAUACUUUGGGCUUUUUUUCUGAAGAAAAAAAUAGUAUGUGGUUGCUUAGAAGUACGAAAAAAAACGUCUGAUUUAAAUUUGAAGAGCUGAAAUUUUUUUCUAUGUAUUCUGAAGGUUCUAUUCGAAACCCAUACUUUUCCCCUUUUUUGAAAAUUAUCUCAAAGGAUGUACUGUGCUGAAAAAAAAAAAUUUCUGCGGAAAUUUGUAGUGGCCACUAUAGUGGCUCGCCAAGGACUACUUGAAGAGGACACUAAAGUGGCCACUAAGCGUAUCUCUAUAAUGGCCACUAUUUUCCGUUUCAGUGGCCACUUCAGUAGUUUUUCAUCCAGUAUUUCUUCCAGUAACUCUUAUACAGAUUGGACCAGUUAUGUUAAUCCAUUGACCCCUAAAGUGGCCACUUAAAAUUUUAGUGGUCUAGUAGUAGCACUUGAACCCCUAUAGUGGUCACUUAUUUUUCAACCCCUCAAGUGGUCACUAAUUUGACUACUAUAGUGGUCACUAAAACGUCAAAACCCUAUAGUGGCCACAGAGUCUCAUUUGGUUCCAAAAAUAGUCUUCCAGGCCUUCCACGACCCCGUGGCUGAAGACAACGACGAGGAACCGACUUUUUCGGAAGACAUGGUCGAGGAACGGAAGCGGCUGAAGAAGGCGACGAAGAAGAAGCCGAACGACGGCGUCGUCGACGAGAAGCCGUCGCCGGUUCCAGAAGAGGAAGAAGUCGACGUCGUCCCGCACACGACUGACGUCAUGGUCACUGACCAGGGGCAGAUCCCCGUCGAGCAGGAGUCUGGAGAAGGGCAGGAGGUCCAGCAAGAGCAGCAACAGGAACAGGAGCAGGAGUGUGAUCCCAAUGCUUAUCCUGGUGAAUGGUGA
Caenorhabditis auriculariae is the source of this 1377-nucleotide messenger RNA. The record is from the annotation of a GenBank genome assembly. Lineage: Eukaryota; Metazoa; Nematoda; Chromadorea; Rhabditida; Rhabditidae.